AUGGAACAGAUGUCGAAGUAUCUCGGAGAAGAAACCCACAUCCAUACGACAAAAUGCGUCGUCGAUGAGCUGGAGAAGUUUGGCCCGCUGCUUUAUGGAGCUCUAGUGAUUUGCAAGCAGUUUGAAGUCGCUCCUUGUCCUCACAACGGUGGUCGGUCUGCAGCUGAAUGCAUCGCCCACAUGGCUCGACGAUCGUCAAAAGGCAAAACAAAGUUCUUCAUUGCGACCCAGGACGAAGAACUCACUGAGAAGCUGCGAACAAUCCCAGGAACUCCCAUUUUGUACAUCAAAUACAAUGCGAUUCUGCUCGACAAAGUCUCAAAGGCGUCCGAAGAUAACGUUCAAAAUGGUCAGGCCGAAAUUGAGCAACUGCGAAAGAUCAAAGAAGAAUUGCUGCCUGAAGGUCCGCAGAAGAAAAGAAAACGCAAGAAAGGCGCCAAUCCUCUAUCCUGCAAGAAGAAGAAGGUCGUCGUCAAGGAUCUUCAGCAAUCAUCUGGAGCGCGUACCGUGAUCGGCAAGAGAAGACGAGCCAAGAAAAAAUCAGAGGAUGUCUAA
Messenger RNA from Caenorhabditis auriculariae, 555 nucleotides. Lineage: Eukaryota; Metazoa; Nematoda; Chromadorea; Rhabditida; Rhabditidae. The record is from the annotation of a GenBank genome assembly.